Molecule: messenger RNA, 1285 nt
Organism: Perca flavescens (yellow perch)
Lineage: Eukaryota; Metazoa; Chordata; Actinopteri; Perciformes; Percidae
Gene: bnipl
Product: BCL2 interacting protein like
Biological process (GO): apoptotic process
Cellular component (GO): cytoplasm
Source: RefSeq, a predicted model, not a curated record
AGAGAGCGAUAAAGAGAGAGAGGGAGAGAGAGAGACACUCAUGUCCUGGUCAGAACACGCCGUGACAUCACCGUGACAUCACUGUGACAUCAUGAGCUCCCCCACCGGGCGCACAGACGCUGAGAAGAUGAAAAGGUCUCAUGUAGGGGACCCGGGACCCCCUAACAUCCUGGACUUGGAGCUGAUGGAGGAGUGGCAGGACGAUGGCUUCCCCAGGCCUCUCCCCGAGGAUUGUGGGAGUCCAGAGGAGACGGAGGGUGCAUCGGGCGGCGAGCGGCGACCAGUCCCUCCCCCCAGCCUCGACCUAUCAGGAGCCAGCGGGGGCGGGGCUAAGAAGCGUCUGCCGGCCCCGCCCCUCAGCCUAUCGCUGAGCCGCGGGGACUCGGUGGACUUCUCGGCCGCGGCGCUGUCGGCCACGCCGGACGAGACGCUGUCCUUCGACUUCAACCUGGAGGCCCUGGAGACGCCAUCAGGCAGCGAGACGGGCACGCUGGGGGACGAGCUGGAGUGGGACGAUGACCUCCCCCGCAUGGCGAGGGCUGGGGGGGGCGUGGCCCGGAGCCCCGUGGAGCCGUUGGGGGGUCUGGAGGGUCUGGAGGGUCUGGACCAGGUGGACACUAGGGGGCGUCUCUGGAGGAGGUUCUCCAUCAACGGACACGAGUUCCACGUCAACAUGAGCGUCCUGGAGCCAUACCUGCAGGUGCUGUCCCACGGAGGUUACUGUGGAGACGAGAUGAACGCCGUCAUCCUCUUCACUUCCUGUUACCUGCCAGAGAACACGGUGGAGAACUACGAGUACGUCAUGGACAACCUGUUCAGGUACAUUGUGGGGACCUUGGACCUGAUGGUAUCAGAGAACUACCUGCUGGUCUACCUGUGUGCCAUGGCGCCCAGAAACAAGCUGCCAUCCAUCCGCUGGCUGCAUCAGUGCUACACGUCCUUAGACAGGAGGCUAAAAAAGGACCUGAAAGGUCUGCUGGUUGUCCAUCCGGCCUGGUACAUCAAAGCUCUACUCACCCUGGUCAAACCCUUCAUCAGUGAGAAGUUCAGCAGGAAGAUUCAGUUCAUCCAGACUCUGCAGGAGUUGUCUCAGUUUGUUCCCACAGAAAGACUACAGAUCCCAGACGCCAUACGCCAGUUUGAUGAGAAGUUGAGCAGAUGACAUCCCAGAAAGGACUGAUCCUAAAGACUUUCUUCAUUUCAUAUAAAUUCUCUUUUUUGUUGAGUUUGUCGCGUUUUUUUCCGACAUUUUUUUGUUCCAUUUUUACAACUUUUUCACUCUUUU